Cordyceps fumosorosea ARSEF 2679 is the source of this 333-nucleotide messenger RNA. RefSeq lists its product as hypothetical. The transcript has 2 exons. Bases 1 to 333 code for a protein of 110 amino acids. Lineage: Eukaryota; Fungi; Ascomycota; Sordariomycetes; Hypocreales; Cordycipitaceae. The record is from RefSeq and is a predicted model, not a curated record.
AUGUCGACUGAAGACAGUGAUAAACGUGCGCAGGAACUUAAUGACGCCCUGCUUGGGGUGCCUGGAUAUGCGGAUGACACAAUGUUCUUCGUCGCCCGCUAUGGCCACCGUCUUCAGUGUACUCUCCGCAAGGCGGAUUUCGAUACCGUAACUCAAACCACGACCGAACUGUCGAUAGCCAUGUCCAAGCCGAAUAACCAAGCGCGCGUUUCGGAGCUUCGCGCCCAGAUCAUGGAGAUUCUCAGGCCCUUUCCCGAGCUGGCUCAGGACUAUGACAGGUUUGCCGCCAGCGCGAGAUCAACUGCCGCUUCUUUCGGAGCAAGAAGGAAAUAG